CAAUGGCUGCCACAUCCAUCCUCGAAGGCCCACGCUCUCGUUUAUGAGCACAUUUGACGAUCCUCGAUGCUUCUCAUUUCCGUUGCAAGGAAUGCAACACCGAUGUCGUACCGACUCGAUGAAUCGUGAAUGGACCGUCGAAGAGGAGCAACACAUAGCCAAACUAUGGAGUUUUGUAGGAUGGCGUGACAGCAUGUGCGAGAACCACUGGGGACCAUUCAUGGCUGAUAGGAGUGGACGUGUGAACUGGAAGCACAUAAAAGCCAUUAUAGUCGUCAUACACAGCAAUCUCGUGGACCUUGGCGAGCUUUGGCUGGACACACGCCCUCCAGCGCGUCUAGAUGCUAUACAAGCCUACUCUGCACCCAACACUUGCAACCCCGAUCCUCAGGACUGGGCGGGCGUCGAAGGGAAAUGGCGUCGAUACGUAUGUUUCAUGGACUAUCGAACGAAUACUGCGAUUAAGUACUCGGAGGACCCAUAUAACCCGUCUUUCUUCGAAGACGAUGAAUUCCAAGAAGCGACACGUCUUAUCGAGCUCAACCUAACAAUAACGAGUUACGAUGAAAAGAAGAAUCCUUCCGCCAGAUCUCCGGGCUCGUCAUCACGUGCCUCCACCGCGUCACUGCGCUCUUUAUCUGCACCAUCCUCGCCUUCACCGCUCUCUGCUCCGAGUGGCUCACCUUCUACUGGAUCUGGCCUCUCAAGCAUCGCGAAGCAACUUCCUCCUGUAAUCCACUUUGUCGGCAAGUCGUGCGGUGGGAACGGUAACGAAUCACGAGUGUGCGGAACUGUGCGCAUGACACCCGACGGACACAUCCGCUGGCGAUUCGUAAGUGCAUUAAGAUACGACGGCCACUCACAAUGGAGUUCGGAGGGAAUUCAAAUCGGUGAUGUAUGUAGCGCCGCCGGUGUUGUGGGUUCAUGGACAGGAGCGCAUCACGAAGAAGGUCCGUUCUGGAUGUGGAAGGUCAAGGAUGACCACCCGAGUCAUCUGCCUGAUCAGCGUCUUUCAAGUGAUUGAAAGCCAUCCCUGGGGAGAUUUUUCGAAUCUUCAUCGAUUCGAUUUUUUAGUUGACAACAGCGAUUGAUUGCAUGUUAUAUUUCUUUUAGCGCUCAAACCAUCUUGUUCCGUCUUUUCCCAUCCGCUCUGGAUAUAUAUGCAACUUUAGUACUAGGGAGGGUUCGACUAAAACUUGUUAAUGAUUGUUUGGCUAUCUAUCUCGUUGUCCUGGUCUGCUCUGUCGUAUUCCGAAAUGGAUUAUGCUUAUCUAGUGCACAGAUGAUUCUUCUCUUUUUCCUUAUAGUAACUUUACUUGAUGUAUCAGUUUGUUAGUUUUGUAUACA
Molecule: messenger RNA, 1347 nt
Organism: Fomitiporia mediterranea MF3/22
Lineage: Eukaryota; Fungi; Basidiomycota; Agaricomycetes; Hymenochaetales; Hymenochaetaceae
Exons: 10
Coding region: 194-1024 (276 amino acids)
Source: RefSeq, a predicted model, not a curated record